Gongylonema pulchrum is the source of this 345-nucleotide messenger RNA. Lineage: Eukaryota; Metazoa; Nematoda; Chromadorea; Rhabditida; Gongylonematidae. The record is from the annotation of a GenBank genome assembly.
AUGAUGUCUCGCGCCGAAGACCUGGGCGUGCACCAUCCGCCGAUUCCGGUCGCCAAUGACAGUGAAAUACUUGGCGUGAUCCAGAUACUGAUAAAAAGCAGCGUGGAGAUGAAGAACCUCCUUCUGAAUGAGUGCUCCGUGCUGCUUGAGUGCCGGUCAUGUGGAUCCAUUUUUCGCGGUGUAAUAAGCUUUUUAACGCAUAAACGAACAUGCUGCCGCACACUGUUCUCGAAUACAGCGCAGAACUAUGACCCAGUCAUCGAGCUGGCAAAGGAAGCCCUGCGUGGUAUAAAAUUAUUUAGAAUUACUUAUGCUGCGUUGAAAAAGAUGAAAUUUGUGUUGUAG